AAAUUGAUUAUAAGUAUUACAAAUAAAAAGAUUAUGCCUAGAUAUUUAAGGUCUGAUGCAUCUUCUCUUUCAUCUGAAAAAAUCUGUGAAAUUAUAGAUAGUAGUGAUACAAGAGAAUCUGACGAGGGCAAGAGUAUCCUACUGAUCUUUCACUAA
Funneliformis geosporum is the source of this 156-nucleotide messenger RNA. Lineage: Eukaryota; Fungi; Glomeromycota; Glomeromycetes; Glomerales; Glomeraceae. The record is from the annotation of a GenBank genome assembly.